AUGCCAGCCAGAAUGCAGUCCUCCACAUGCUGUAGAGAUAUGCCAAUGGCAAUGCCGACGAGGAAACCUUCUAUAUCAUCACUCCCACGCCUCGUCAAGCCACUGUCCAAAUUUCUAUCAUCCUCCCGUCGAAGCUUUUCAUCAGAUUUGUCACUUCGUUGCUUAGACGGUGGGUAUGAGGCAGGUGACUUGAAGCCGAGCAGCAGUAGUUUCCACCUUGCUAGCAGUGAUGAACUGAGCUUGUUUUCAUUUGCAACCGCCGUUGUCAUCGAAGCUGACGACGAAGAAGAGGAAGAAAGGGGUGUCCGUUUUGCCCCUCAACCAACAACAGCGACAUUUACCUGUCUGUGCCUUGACGAUUAUACACCUGACGAGCUCGAGGCAUGUUGGUUUUCCCUCGACGACAUUCGAUACAUGCGAGAAAAGAGAAAGCGAAAACGAGCGAGAAAGCUCUUUACGAAGAAGAACAAGCGCCUCCAGGGCAAAAUCUUGAAACGAGAAGACACACGAUGGAGCGUAUGA
Messenger RNA from Cylindrotheca closterium, 522 nucleotides. NCBI's taxonomy places the organism in Eukaryota, Bacillariophyta, Bacillariophyceae, Bacillariales, Bacillariaceae. The record is from the annotation of a GenBank genome assembly.